Molecule: messenger RNA, 801 nt
Organism: Solanum verrucosum
Lineage: Eukaryota; Viridiplantae; Streptophyta; Magnoliopsida; Solanales; Solanaceae
Product: profilin-2
Exons: 3
Coding region: 130-525 (131 amino acids)
Cellular component (GO): cell cortex
Molecular function (GO): actin monomer binding
Source: RefSeq, a predicted model, not a curated record
AUUAAUGAGCUUAACAUCAACGCAACUUCUAGAAAAAGCCAUUAUCAACCAUUUUCACUGAACCAUAGAUCUUGAAUUCAGAGCUACUUUGAAGAAGCAACUGAAGCUGAAACUUGGGUUGAAUCAAAGAUGUCUUGGCAAACAUAUGUUGAUGAGCACUUGCUUUGUGAGAUUGAAGGUAAUCAUCUCACUUCUGCUGCUAUUGUUGGCCAGGACGGAACUGUUUGGGCUCAAUCUGCCAAUUUCCCUCAGUUCAAGCCCGAAGAAAUAACAGGCAUCAUGAAUGACUUUGCGGAACCUGGAACACUUGCUCCAACUGGUUUGUAUCUUGGGGGAACAAAAUACAUGGUGAUUCAAGGAGAGCCAGGAGCUGUGAUCCGAGGGAAGAAGGGUCCAGGUGGUAUCACCAUUAAGAAGACCAACCAGGCUUUGAUCAUUGGAAUAUAUGAUGAGCCGAUGACUCCUGGACAGUGCAAUAUGAUUGUUGAAAGGUUGGGUGACUAUCUUGUUGAACAAGGUCUCUAGGCAUAUUGGUAAGUUGACUCCAAAUUUCUGCCAUUGGCAUGGGUAGGCUUUAAUUUGUCUCUUUAAUUCCACACUUUAAUUAUAAUGAGUUGAAUAUUUUUGCAGUGUAUUACUGUCAUCCUUACAUAGUUGUGGCCGUUAACAAGUCAUCAUGUGUGCUGUUUACUGAGGAGAAGUUUGUAAUCAUCAACUGCUCUAUCGUUGUAUUUCUUUGUUCUAUGUUUUUAGUGAUAUAAGAUUUUGUCAUUGAGCACUUGGUUGGUUAUAUAUAAUGGA